This is a messenger RNA of Leptosia nina, 1287 nucleotides long. NCBI's taxonomy places the organism in Eukaryota, Metazoa, Arthropoda, Insecta, Lepidoptera, Pieridae. The record is from the annotation of a GenBank genome assembly.
AUGCCGCCAGUAUUUCACAUGGAUCCAUACGCUACUUGCCUUUUCCAGACAAAUGGGACCUAUUGCUUUACACAGUUCGUCUUAACAUCGGAUACGCAGAGUGAUCUCUUAGAUAUGAUAAAUGUGUAUGAAAGCAUCGUGAACUAUGUGUUUCUAAAUGGUACUCUAGUCGUUCAGUCGUUCUUUGUCAUCGCUGGACUUCUGCUUGCAUACAAGAUGGAAGAUUUGAAUGCCCAAGGGAAAGUCUCUUGGAAAUUAAUACCAAUGGGUGUACUACAAAUAUUUCUGAGAUUAAUACCAUCGUAUGGACUCGUAAUACUCUUCUCGGUAACCUGGUUCCGGCGUAUGGGAUCUGGACCUCUUUGGCAUUCGAAUGCCAUAUUAGAAGCAGAUUCGUGCAGCAAAUAUUGGUGGACGCACUUACUUUUCAUUAACAACUAUUUUGACUCGAGUUACUGCAUGGUGCAGAUGUGGUUCUUAGCAGCAUAUGUACAGUUAAUGGUGCUUGGGCUUUUUGUGUGCGUUCUAGCAAGGAAUAGAACGGCGAAGAUUUGGACCUUAUGUAUCGUCUUCAUAAUAGGAAUGAUAUUACCAGCUGCGCAUACGUUUUAUCAAAAUUUGGAAGCAGUUUUAUUGAUGACCCCUGAAUUUAUUUUCUCUUUCAAUGACUAUGAGACCUUCAAUCACGUCUAUAAAAGAGGCCACACAAAUGUACCUGCUUUUAUUUUGGGUAUUGCAUUAGGGUACUAUAUUUACCAUGGACAAAAAAAAAAGGUGAACACGCAAAAAUAUGAGAAAUAUCAAUUACUAUUCAAGUUGACAGUUCCCGUUGGACUGAUGAUGAUGUUUGUAGGACUUUUGUUCAAGGAAAGCGAAGAUAUAUCACCUUACACCAAAGCUGUAUAUGCUGGAUUAAUGAAACCCAUAUUUGGUUUCCUCCUUUGUUUGUUAAUUUUUUCAUCGGUUUUUAAAAUUGAACAUCUCUAUCGGCGUAUUCUGGAAUGGAACUUGUGGCGAAUACCAUCCAGAUUGUCUUAUAUCGCUUAUGUGAUACACAUUACUUUUAUUCGACUUGUGGCUGGUUUGGGAACAUCCCUUAAUACCGUUAAUUACUGGCUAAUGAUUGUAAACGCCUUCGGAGUCAUAGCUAGUGUGUAUAUUUUGACGAUUCCGUUUUGGCUGUUGAUAGAAGGACCAAUCAAUGAAGUAAUUAAUUUUGCAUUGAUCAAGGAAGGAAGGGUAAAGACUUCAAAACCUGAAGUCGAAACUAAUCAAGAAACUGCGUGA